GGUGAGACAGAGGAUGAGGCGGAGCGAUUCGCGAGGCGAGAGAGCACUAUGCCUGAUAGAUUCAGACACUUGACCAAAGAAGCACCCGACACUCCUGUUAGAUGGCCCUGGUUUAUCGCGUUAGCGUUUCUUGUUUAUGCGUGGAGAGCUGUCUUGUUUGAGCUGUCCAACUGGAGAAACACUGCUUUCGCCAUCGUUAGAUUCCUCGGAGACCUUUCGAAGUUCGCGUUGGCACUCGUCUUCCACUUUAUAGGCGAUCCCAUCACUUCUCUCAUCGCACUCGUGGAAACCGCAAUCUACAGCGUCCGGGCCUUCUACUCCGGGAUCGUGGCUUACACGCCUGUGAGAGAGUUAACCACUGUGAUCCUUCUCGCAUCAUCCGUGCUUGCGAUAGGAGAAGCGGUUGCGCCAAACUCCAUCAGCAAGCAGCCGUAUGUGGUAACUCUUGCGGGUCUGUUAGGGUAUGCAGCUGUGCAGGGGUACAUCUCGGAGCCGUUGUUCUGGACUGUCUUGGUGGGUUUGUAUGGGUAUUCGCGGUUGGUAAAGAAGAGGGACGAUGUGACCUCGGCGUUGCCUUCUGCGGCUGUUCUGGCGGGUGUAGGGGAGCCGUGGGUGAGAGUGGUGGCUAUCGCAGGGUAUCUGGCUCUAGCUAUGUAUCAUAAUUCAACUAAGAUGAGCUCAUCUGAAGAAGAAGAGGGACAGAGCUUGAGGAAGGCACCACCUGUGCCGUUGUUGGCUGCAGCUUUGGCUAUUGGCGUCAGGCUUGCUGCGAAAUGGGCUGGUUACAGGCACUUGACUUGGAUGAUUGUUUAAAUUCUAUGCCAGUUAAAAACCAAACAAAACUAGUUUGUGUUGUACUUUGUAACCCUCUCUACCCACUGGUUAGUAAUGUUUCUUUUUUCGCGUCGAUUCA
Molecule: messenger RNA, 913 nt
Organism: Brassica oleracea var. oleracea
Lineage: Eukaryota; Viridiplantae; Streptophyta; Magnoliopsida; Brassicales; Brassicaceae
Source: RefSeq, a predicted model, not a curated record